AUGCAAUCGUCGCCCACCUGUGUCUAUCAUCUGCCGCGGACUCAACUUCGCGCUACCGAUAUGAUCUUCGAAACUGAAUACCCGUUCUAUGCGAGUACGAGUCGCGACAUGUUCUGGGGGCGUCCGGCGGCGACUGAGGGUUUGGGAAGUCAUGGAGCAGCUGGGGGGUAUCCACUCAUGACGGAGAAGCAGGGCUCGCAUACUCCAACGUCGAGCAUCAUCAAUAUAGGACCCGAGAUCACGAUGACGACUCCAGGGACGAUGGGCAGCUAUGUGAUGGUUCAUAAGAGGGCGGGUUCCAACGUGUCUAACCGAACGUCGCCAGUCGGAUCUGAUAGACAAGGGGCCUACUCUGUCCCCAGCCACGGUUCCGCCGCUGAAUGGACUCAUGCUGAACAUACCGUCGAGAUGGACCUUGAUGAUGAACACUAUGGAAUGCCGCAUGACACAAAGGCUAUCUUGUUCAACAACAUGAGCGGUCCAGAAUCGGCGCCAGUGUAUCAUGCCUAUUCUCCUGAGGCUAGAUUAAGUCCUCAUGGUGCCAGCCCCACCCCACAGGAAUACAACUCUCAUGUGCAUGCUUCCUCAUCCGCGUCGGCCGCCUACAUAGUAAAUCAUCAGCAUGUUGUACCCUCUUAUUCGGGACCGUCCAUGUUGGGUGAGCUAUCGGACGCUCCGUGGACUCACAUGCAUCCUCGGGAUUCUCAAGAUAACUACCAGCAAGCCUUUGUUGGGUUUACACCGUCGCCAAGACCAGUUCCUGAACAAAACACCGACGCGCAUCGACCGAGUGCCUCGUUCCAAGUAAUAGAAUUUGCCGCCAAUAAUAAUUUGAAAUCGAAAAAGACCGAAAAUAGAAGCAGGCGGCCGAAAGCUACAUCAAAGCCCAAGGCAAAGACUACCGAACACGGGUGGGAACAUCACUCAGUCAUCCAACGCGGCGGUGUGCAGUUGAUGACCAAGCCGGAAGAGAAGCCAGUACAGAGAUCGGGUAUUAGAAGAGGGAAGCUGGAUCCUGAUGCCGCUGAGAAAGCAAGAAAAAUUAGAAGGAUGACUGCCUGCUGGAAUUGUUGGAUACAGAAAGUCCCUUGCUCAGUAGGACAGCCAUGCGAAAGAUGCAAAAAGCAGAGUGCUCCUGGAUCCGGUCAGCUCUGUUUGAGAACUCAUUUCAAGGAGUAUGAUGAAGUGUUCUUUCCUGAAUAUCUCCAUGCUCAUUUCAAAAAGCGUCAGAUUGAGGAACUCAUCAGCGAAAACACGAGCGGAUGGACCGAUUAUGUGUAUGAAGUCGACAUUCAAACAGGCGCGUGCUUCAAGCCAAUGAGACUCGUAGUAAACUCAUUUGCGCCUAAGACCAUCGAACUGCAAUAUCAGAACAGACUUCCUACCUCUCUCGAAAAUGGCGGGCCAUGGCCAAUCCAUCAGACCAGCGCCAACAUUGGUUUGAUGGGCAUGUCGACGACUGUGUUGAAAGAGAUAUGUCGUGAACACGUUGAGGAGAUGGUAGACAAUCCCGAUUAUGCGCUGCAAGUCACGACCGAAGAUUCAUGUCCGAUACCUUGCACGAUAUUAGUAGCUGCACAGGAGUAUUAUAAAGUCACCGGGAACCCCCUUAUUGGUCAAGCGCUGAUGUUACACUCCAUUCAUUACUUUUUGAAGAGCUUUCCAACCCUUACAGAAGAAUCGGUCAACAAAGUGUAUCCAGACAUGGAGAUUUUUGGCGCGCCACGAGAACGAUAUUUAUGUUCCCGACUUCUAAAUCGACAGAUAAAAUACGCCAUGCAUAAGUUAAGUCAGGAUAUCACGAUUGAAGUGCUUGAAGGACUUGAGCGUACCAUGAGAUCUAGGACCAAGGAUUCAUGGGGAACCUCCUUUUGUGCCUUUCUAGUACUUUGCUUGUGUAUGGAGGGACUCCAGAUCGCGGCGGAUACCUUUGUCGUCUGCGAUAUCCAGAAAGGAGGCUCUUCACCUGCAACUCUCACGCGCGGGCAUAGCUUGUCAGCGUGCCAAAAGAUCGAUGAUAACCCUUUUAGUCAGUGCAAAAAGCUGUUCCACGAUAUCUACAGAUCGCACAGAGAAACUCAAAGACCCGGCCGGGAAGGCGGUUUCAACCCAUUGCAGAACCUUGCAAACAAUAGCGAAACAGGUUUAGAUUCGGAGGCAGAUACUAUGGUUCGAUCCAUUUUUCAGACGGUGAUGUCCUCAUACCACGAUAUCAUUGCCGUCGCCGACAACCCACCCAUCAUCAGUGAGAGUGACCCGGGCAUCGAUCCAUUUCAAAUUAAGAAGAAUGGAGCUGGCCGUUUAGUGGCCAACUUUUUAAGGUCUUUUUUCCCGGUCAAUUGGCAACCAGAACGGUGA
Glarea lozoyensis ATCC 20868 is the source of this 2358-nucleotide messenger RNA. RefSeq lists its product as uncharacterized. Lineage: Eukaryota; Fungi; Ascomycota; Leotiomycetes; Helotiales; Helotiaceae. Bases 1 to 2358 code for a protein of 785 amino acids. The transcript is spliced from 6 exons. The record is from RefSeq and is a predicted model, not a curated record. Gene Ontology annotation, molecular function: zinc ion binding; DNA-binding transcription factor activity, RNA polymerase II-specific. Gene Ontology annotation, biological process: regulation of DNA-templated transcription.